Molecule: messenger RNA, 648 nt
Organism: Paramecium tetraurelia
Lineage: Eukaryota; Ciliophora; Oligohymenophorea; Peniculida; Parameciidae
Exons: 2
Source: RefSeq, a predicted model, not a curated record
AUGUUAAAACCACAUAAAGUGCUGCUGCAUGAGUUUGCUGAACUGAUAUUGAAUCAGAGAGUAGAGUAGAAACCCUCAAGUUUGAGACACUCGAAUGUGUUGAAUCUGUGGCAGAUCAAGGGGAUAUGGGUGAAUGAGAAUUCGGAUUUAAGAUUGCAGAUGAAUUUCUACAUUCAGAAAUGGAAUACUCGGAUUCUAGUUGAAGUUUGGGUCUUAGAAGUAAUCAUAACAAACGACGAUCAGGCAUUUAAGAAAACACAACGUCUAGCUCUUUUACAAUCUAGGAGUAUUCUAGGAAUAUUGGCCAAUCUCCCACUUUCUCAAGAAAUCCCCUCCUUCAACAAGCAUAUGAAGAUAGCAUACAAUAUUGAGAACUCUUCAAUUCCACAACAUUUUCAAACCAUCAAUUUUCCAGUGAUCCCUUGUCCCAGCAAAAAGGUCACUUAUUUGUACAUCCAAGUCCAUUACUAGAAGGAAAUCGUAUUCUCUCCACAACCAAAACUAGCCCAGAAACCAAUCACCUAAAGAGAAGAUGCUGAAAUGAACACUUUGCAUCAGAUUCAGAAGAGCUUCAGAAACAGAACCAAAGCUUCUUCUUAGAUUGCUGAGACUCUUGAAUACUUUAAUUUAAUAAAUUAAACACUUUGA